UCUGAACUGCCGAGCGGAUACCAGGAGAUGCCACGGACAUGCCACAAGGUUGCUGCAGACUGCCACAGACUGCCUCUGCGGUGCCACUACCUGCCAAUGCCACUGGGAGGAUCUCGGCGCUGCUGGAGAUAAGGUGGUUAGCAGUAAUUUUAAGGGACUUGGGAUGCAGCCAUGCAUUUUUCAAAUCUAUGCCGUAACUCCUCGACCAUUUACGCUAUCGACGUAAUUCCAACGGAUUCUGAAAGCUGAGAAGCGAAGCUUCAACAUUACGGUAGUGGCGUUGUGCCGCUGUGGGGAGGGGCGGAAGUCAGCCGAGUUGUGGAGUGACGUCUGGAGAAGGAGAGUUGAACUUUGAGUAAUCUCUCAAGACAGAUUCUGCAAUUUACAUUGUAAAGGAAGAAAACAUUUUUUUUUGUUUUGUUUUUGACCGAUGGAUUUCCAGAUUGAAGUUUGAGUGAUUUAGCGGUAUUUUAGCGGACAUUUGGUGGAGUUUUAGUGGCGUUUUCAUUGUAAAUAAUAUUUAGUGCUGUUGUAAAUGAUGUUUAGUGUUUUUUUCUGAGAGUUUUUGAGUGUUUUUUGCCGUGUUUUAAUCGUGUUUUAUCACAGUUCGUCUUGUUUGCCAUGGUUCGCCUUUUUCGAAAUAGUUCGUGUUUUUAUAGUGUUUCUAUAGAGUUCAUUGAUAGAUUUUUUUAGAUAGAUUUUUUGUAAAUAUUGGAGGAGAAAUGUCGAUGAGGUCGACGACGGACAGGAGAGUCCCCUUGCGAUUUGUGGACAAGGAGGACGGACCGGAGGAGACAGGGGGUGGAGUGUCCUCAUCUCAACCACAAGAUUCUUCUAAUGAAGGGCCGUCCUCCAGCAGUGGUACAGGGCGGGGACGGAGUCGGUUCCGUGGCCAAGGCCGACGUAGAGGUGCUGAUGCUGAUGCUGCUGGUGAUGCCCCUCGUAGCCGGUCACCGCAUCGUCAGGAGGCCUGGAAGACGGAGGCAGACCCUGACACUGCAAACCCUCACCCACCCAGAUUCUGCCCCAAGCGUACCCCUGGUGUGCAACCUCCUCUCACCACUGGCACCCAAGGACCACGUGAUAUUUUUUCUCUUUUUUUUGACACCGAGGUGCUGAAGCUGUUGUGUGCAAACACGAACAAAAAUGCAGUGAGAAAUUUGAGAUUAGGGAAGAAGUUUGCGUGGACUGACAUCACCCCAGAGGAGCUCACAAAAUACCUGGGGAUGUUACUAUUCAUGUCUGUGUGCAACUUCCCAAAAAUUACGGACUUUUGGAGGAAGAAAACAAUUUUUCAAGUACCCUUUCCGGCUUCCGUCAUGUCAAGAGACAGGUUUACAGCAAUCACCUCCAACUUGUACAUGAGUGAUCCAGAGGAGGACGCGGUCAAUAACCAGAAAAAGGGGACAGAGAAGUAUGACCUCCUGCAAAAGGUCAGAUCUCUCCUCGACAUAAUCAGGAACCGCUGCAAGAGCGUUUACCAUCCCAGGAAGCACAUUUCGGUGGACGAGAGGAUGGUCGCCACAAAGGCUCGCCUCAAAAUAAAACAGUACAUGAAGGCCAAGCCGACAAAAUGGGGCCUGAAAUUUUUUGUGUUGGCUGAUGUAAACGGCUACACAGUCGACUACAAGCUGUAUACAGGGAAGGCCCAGGGUGCCUCAGGGAAUGGGCUUUACUUUGAUGUGGUGGCGGAGCUGGUCAACAAGGACUAUCUGAGGAGUGGCUACAUCGUCUAUUGUGACAACUUUUACACAAGCCCCCUCCUGUUCCGUCACCUGAGCCAGCAGGGGUUUGGGGCUUGUGGGACUUACAGGCAGAGCAGGGUUGGAGUCCCAACGACUCAGGAGAACGCCCUGGACAAAAAGUCAAAGAGAGGCUCCAUCAGGUGGAUCAGGGACGGUGACCUGCUCUUCGUCAAAUGGAUGGACACCAGGGAGGUCUCCAUCUGCACCACUGUCCAUCCUGUGUACACAGGGGACACUGUCUUGAGGUGGCAGAAGAGCGGAGACGGGCACAGUCAGAGGGUCCCUCUCCCCAGACCUACAGCUGUGAGUGAGUACAACAAGUACAUGGGGGGAGUGGAUACCUCUGACCAGAUGCUGGGGACGAACUCCGUUCACAGAAAAACAAAGAGAUGGCCCAUGACUGUUUUUCAGCACCUUUUGGACAUUGCUGUCACCAACAGCUUCAUUAUGCACAAGGACCUCAGCAUGAGGCAGCAGCAGAGGCCCAUGACACGACAGGCUUUCCAGGAGGAGCUGUGUGCCAAGCUGCUCGGUGUGCCACUGGCUGGCCCACCAAACCCCCCUGCUGGAGGCCACUUUCCUGUCCCCACCAACAGUAGAGAGGACACAGAAAAAAGCCAGAAGGCAAGCCUGGGGAGGAAGCGGUGCACUCUGUGCAAAAAAAGUACACCCUGGAUGUGUGAGGAGUGCAAGGUUGGGCUCUGCCUUCAGCUAGACAGGAACUGUUUCAAAGAGUACCACACCUAAAAAAAAGCUUUACGUGGACAAAUAAAACAACCUGUAACAGGGACUGUGAAAGCUCUAGGCAAACAACUGUUUGAGAAGAUGUAAUAUAAGUUCAUUUUCAUUUUUGUAAUCUCAAAAUUGUUGUUCAUGUACAUUUUAAAUUGUUUCUAAAUAGAAAACUGAUAAAAAUUCAAAUCCGUUUUUUUACUUUUUUGUUAUUACACACAGUUUUAAGCAUUUAUAACAUAUAAUAAUGACAAAUACUUGCCAGAUUUUGAAUGUUACAUUUCUCCUGAAAAAAUGGACAAAAUAAUUUACACAAAGGACAUUUUCUGACACAUUUAUUGAAAAAAAAAAGAAGACAAAAAGUACCAGGCGGACUGUAUAAUUAUAGUAGGUAAAGGGUUAAAAAAUGAUGAAUUUAUAUGAUCCCCAAAAACAUUUUGAAAGCCAUUAUCAGUAAUGCAGGAGAUUAAUGUUCAAGUUCAAGAGAUGGAGGUUAUGAGAGAUCAGCAAUUCAGAUGUAUUAGUUAGGAUUAAAUGUUUUUACAUUUAAAAUGGUUUUAAAAGUUUCAGUCAGGCAGGCAAAUGUUACUGUUUUUGGUCUUUUAAGUAUGGGUUGUCAACUCUGUUAUUCAUGUCUGCAUACCCUCCACUAUAAACUCUU
Messenger RNA from Epinephelus moara (kelp grouper), 3138 nucleotides. RefSeq names its product piggyBac transposable element-derived protein 4-like. The record is from RefSeq and is a predicted model, not a curated record. The coding region runs from base 723 to 2492 and encodes 589 amino acids. Lineage: Eukaryota; Metazoa; Chordata; Actinopteri; Perciformes; Serranidae. The transcript has 2 exons.